AUGAUAUGGAUCCAGGAAUUUUUUAAAGAUUGCAUCAGUUACACCUAUUACUUUGGCAAUAGUGACCCUAUUGCCUCGGCAGAGAAAUCGAUCAGAUUUCCAAAGGCCAAAUACUUCUGCAGAUUAUGUGAUUACCACUGUGAUUCUUUGAUUGUGUGCAGGAGACAUAUUGCAGAUGCAAGGCACAGGAAACUCAAAGAGGCUAAAGACGUGGAGACUACUCUGAAGAAUGUGCCAUCUCCAAUUGAAGCACAGGUUGCUGCUGUGGAAAAGUUGAUCUUGGAGAUAGUAGAAGAGGUGAAAGUUACCCCAGAUAUGAUGCGCACCAGAAAAGAGGUCGUGAAGGAACUUAAUAAAUUGCUCGCGGCCAAAGUGGAAGGGUGCAGAUUAGAGAUGGUGGGAUCAUCUGUGAGUGGGUUCUGCAUGAAAACAAGUGAUAUCAACAUAGAUGUAGUAAUGGACGAGAACCUUAAUCCUUCCAUUGCCCUAUUGGCAGUGAGGGAGUUGGUUCGAAAAAAUGACUUGUACACAGAUGUUUUAGAUGAUCUAACAUCAUCAUUCCCGACAAUGGCCUUCACCCAUGCAAACACCGGCUUGAGGAUGGUGGUGGGCGCAGGCAGCACCUCUCCCAAGCACACCAACCAACUCUUAGCUGACUAUGCUGUGAUCGACCCCAGAGUACUUACCCUGGGAAUUGCGCUCAGAUAUUGGGCAAAGCUCUGCCAGAUGGAUGACCAGUCACGUGGAACUCUCCCACCACAUGUUUUCCCAUUGAUGGUUGUACAUUUUCUUCAGCAACACAACCCUCCAGUCUUGCCAGUUUUACAUAGCUUGCACCCAAAACCUGACGGGGAUGUUUAUUUACGUCCAUCAAAACUUGGUGAUAAGUGGCAGUGCCAAAAUACUCAGAGUGUGGGUAGGCUAUGGCUUGACAUGUUCCGUUUCUAUACCAUUGGCUUCAAGAUGACAGACCUUGUCAUCAAUGUGAGACAGCUGCAGCCCAUGCCCAGAGCAGAGAAAACAUGGAGUAAAAAGAUAACUGUGGAAGAUCCAUUUUUACAGAAGAGAAACCUUACACGGACUGUGAGUGGAAACCCUGUGUUCGAGUACAUCACAGACAGGUUUAAAACGACCUACAAAUACUUUUCCAUUCCUCAACUCUCUUUGGGCCUCUCUUUAACCACAUCAUUGUCAAGGAGGUAAGAAGACCUUGC
Molecule: messenger RNA, 1214 nt
Organism: Penaeus vannamei (Pacific white shrimp)
Lineage: Eukaryota; Metazoa; Arthropoda; Malacostraca; Decapoda; Penaeidae
Source: RefSeq, a predicted model, not a curated record